Molecule: messenger RNA, 1204 nt
Organism: Abrus precatorius (Indian licorice)
Lineage: Eukaryota; Viridiplantae; Streptophyta; Magnoliopsida; Fabales; Fabaceae
Product: probable prefoldin subunit 5
Exons: 3
Coding region: 72-536 (154 amino acids)
Biological process (GO): regulation of DNA-templated transcription; protein folding
Cellular component (GO): cytoplasm; prefoldin complex
Source: RefSeq, a predicted model, not a curated record
AAGGAAGGUGUUAGAGCUUGGGACUUGGGAGGGUUUGAGAGAGAGAGAGAGAGAGAGAGAGAGAGAAAGAGAUGUCUUCGUCGAAGAGUGGGAGUGGGAGCGGCGCGAUUUCUCUGGAGAGGAUGAGCGUGGAGCAACUCAAGGCAGUGAAAGAACAAACCGAUCUCGAAGUGAAUCUUCUCCAAGAUAGCCUCUCCAACAUUCGCACCGCCACCACGCGCCUCGAGAUCGCGUCUUCCGCCCUCCACGACCUCUCUCUCCGCCCUCAGGGCAAGAAAAUGCUCGUUCCUCUCACCGCCUCUCUCUACGUCCCCGCCACUCUUCACGACGCGCAACACGUCUUGGUCGAUGUCGGAACCGGUUACUUCAUCGAGAAAACGAUGGUUGAAGGAAAAGAUUAUUGCGAGCGCAAAAUCAACUUGCUCAAAUCAAACUUUGAUCAACUUGUCGAGGUUGCAUCCAAAAAGAAAAAUGUGGCAGAUGAAGCUGGGGUUAUUUUACAGGCAAAAUUGAAGCAGUUAGCAUCUUCAUCCUAAAGUAGUUCGCUUAGAAUUCGAUUGCUUUCUUACAAUGCAUUGUACCAUAGGACAUAACGAGUGGUGUUAAGGUCAGUGGUGUUAUAUGUUGUUUAGACCUUUUUUUUUCUCUAUAAAACCUCCUUUUGUUGGCACUUCCAACAUUUAGUUUGGAACUAUUGGAAAUGUAUUUAGAAAAUGAAGUCAAACAAUGACAAUUUUACUUUAAAGGCUAUUUUAAACAAUUAGCUGUGGUCUUUCAGUUGCACCUUGUCGAAUUAGAGCAGACUGUUGGAGUCCCUGUUCUUUGCUGGCCUUUCUCCCGUAAUAUUUUAGGUUUAUUUUCAUUUCACCAAAGCUGUUUCAGAUUAUUGUGUUAUCCUGGGGAGAAGGGCUUCCUCGAGAUUGCUGUGUUUCCUAGCGAAAGAAAAGAGUUUUCUUUUUUUGGUCAGAGAGAAGGGAUUAAGAUUAUUGUGUUUCCUAGGGAAAGAGAAUGGCUUCAGCCAGACAACCGCAAUAAUCUGGAUCAAAUUAGCGAAGGGGAUUGCUUGAGGGUAUUCGUUUGGUGUUGUGGUCGGGCUUAUCACAGGUCACAAUAAAUGAGGUUAAGAUAAACAAUCAGUCUUUCGAGUUUUACACGAUUCGAUAUUGGUCUUAUAUUUUUCUAGAUAUCGAUUCUUAUAAUUUUC